AUGAUCGGGAUGGUCAGAAACCUCGGCUGGCGAAUUAUUUGCCUUCCAUGUUUGUUUGCUUGCAGCGAUCUGUACCUACUGUUAUUCCGAACCGCUGUCUCCUUUCCGAGACAUGCUCUGUUAGAAAAUUCCCUCCCCUGGCCCGCUGCCCAUGUAACGGCAAAAGGCGAAGGGCUGGGCACAAACCUCUUCUCGAGGGAUCCAGAUCCCAACACCGAGAUGCUCCGAGCAUCUCCGCAGCUGGCUGCGGCUGGCUGCAGGCCCGCUUCUCCUCCGGUGCCCCUCCUAUGCUUCCGUCCCCGUAGUUCGCCCCAUCUAGAACGUUCACCGGUCAAAACGGCUGCCCGCAGGCUCCGUCGCCGGCCACGGUGCACUCCGGUGAUGGUCGGACGAAGCUAG
Messenger RNA from Colletotrichum paranaense, 399 nucleotides. RefSeq lists its product as uncharacterized. Lineage: Eukaryota; Fungi; Ascomycota; Sordariomycetes; Glomerellales; Glomerellaceae. The coding region runs from base 1 to 399 and encodes 132 amino acids. The transcript has a single exon. The record is from RefSeq and is a predicted model, not a curated record.